ACAGUCAACUGUGCCUUCGCUAAAACACGUCGCCAAGACUUGAAAAAGAGAAAGUUGGCAAUCAUGUUCGUUUCCAUCCUCUCCGUGGUGGCUCUGUCCGCCGUUGCAUCAGCCAGCAACGUUGUCGAUUUGACAUCAGAAAACUUCGACAAUGUCGUCACUGGCGAUAAAUAUGCCUUUGUAGAGUUUUACGCACCAUGGUGUGGCCAUUGUAAAAACUUGGCCCCUGUCUAUGAGCAGGUUGGCGAUGCAUUUGCUGGUGAGAGCGAUGUGAUCAUUGCGAAGGUUGAUGCCGAUGCUGACCGCGAGUUAGGCUCGCGCUUCGGUGUGUCUGGCUUCCCCACUCUCAAGUUCUUCGAAAAAUCCUCAACCGCCAGCGACUACAGCGGUGGACGUACUGCCGAUGAUAUUGUAAACUACAUCAACGGCAAGGCCGGUACCCGUGCACGUGUCAAGAAACCCCAAACCCAUGUUGUUGACCUUGACCCAAGCAAUUUUGAUGGUAUUGUAAAGAGCGCAGAGAAGGAUGUCUUGGUUGAGUUCUAUGCCCCAUGGUGCGGACAUUGCAAAUCUCUUGCCCCUGUCUACGAGAAGGUUGGAUCUGCCUUCAAGAGUGAGAGCAACUGCGUUGUAGCCCGUGUGGAUGCUGACAGCCACCGCUCCCUUGGAGAGCAGUUUGGAGUGUCUGGCUUCCCUACCAUCAAGUUCUUCCCCAAGGACAACAAGGAUGGUGAGGAUUACAGUGAGGGUCGUUCCGAGUCUGACUUCAUCAGCUUCUUGAACAAGAGAUGCGGCACCCAGCGCGCUAGCGGUGGUUCCCUCACUGCCGAGGCUGGUCUUGUUGAAGACUUGAAUGCUCUUGCUGCUCGCUUCAUGAAGGAAGAGGAUGCACGCGAGGAUAUCAUCAGCGAGGCAACCAAGGUUGCUGACGGGCAGGACAAUGCGAUGGCAACAUACUACGUCAAAAUCAUGCAGAAGAUUCAGACUAAGGGCAACGAGUUCCCAACCACUGAGUCAAGCCGUCUUGAGCGCAUGUCCGGCAAGGUCAGCGACAAGAAAGCCGAUGAGUUCACCAUCCGCCGUAAUAUUCUCUCUCAAUUCGCCUGAUUCAUGCAAACGCAUGUAUGACUAGGUCUUAGGGGUAUGUUAGUUUUCUCUCUGCUAAUCCUGUGCCAGAAAACCAUGGUUUAUAUACGGCUUUUUUAACUUUUCUUUCUUACGUUUCUAUCCUUGAUUUCUCAUGAAAUACUGCAAAAGUCACACACCACAAAACAUGAGUUUAGUUCUUUGAUCGUGAGGCUUGUCACAUCAAUGUCUUAUAUUCAAUUUCCCCGAACGAAUAAACCAUGAAAAAGAU
Sycon ciliatum is the source of this 1357-nucleotide messenger RNA. RefSeq lists its product as uncharacterized. The record is from RefSeq and is a predicted model, not a curated record. The transcript is spliced from 12 exons. Gene Ontology annotation, molecular function: protein disulfide isomerase activity. Gene Ontology annotation, cellular component: endoplasmic reticulum. Lineage: Eukaryota; Metazoa; Porifera; Calcarea; Leucosolenida; Sycettidae. Bases 64 to 1107 code for a protein of 347 amino acids. Gene Ontology annotation, biological process: protein folding.